Molecule: messenger RNA, 1065 nt
Organism: Phaeoacremonium minimum UCRPA7
Lineage: Eukaryota; Fungi; Ascomycota; Sordariomycetes; Togniniales; Togniniaceae
Product: putative vacuolar protein sorting-associated protein 74 protein
Exons: 4
Coding region: 1-1065 (354 amino acids)
Biological process (GO): Golgi organization; Golgi to plasma membrane protein transport; Golgi vesicle budding
Cellular component (GO): Golgi cisterna; cytosol; trans-Golgi network
Molecular function (GO): phosphatidylinositol-4-phosphate binding
Source: RefSeq, a predicted model, not a curated record
AUGGCCUCCACGUCGGGAUUGACUCGGCGAAGAGGCGCCGGCGGAGGAGCAGCACCCACAGGCGAUGCAGAGGCUAGCAACGGCGGCGCCGUCAACCGCACCAAUUCCUCCAGCAACUUCAAGGACAGCGCCCCUGAGACCAGCUACGAGAGCGGCGAAAACGGCCACAAGAUCGCCUUCGACCCCCGCGACAUCAGUGAGAAUGCAGAGAGGAGCAAGCAGCCCAAGCUCACCUUGAUGGAGGAGGUCCUGCUGCUGGGUCUCAAAGACAAACAGGGCUAUCUCUCCUUCUGGAAUGAUAACAUCUCCUACGCCCUUCGUGGGUGCAUCGUCCUCGAACUUGCCUUCCGUGGGAGGAUCAGCAUGCAGAAAGACCCCUCUAGACGGCGAUUCCCUCUGGCAGACCGCAUCAUCGAGGUCGUCGACGACUCCUUGACCGGCGAGGUUCUCCUCGACGAAACCCUAAAGAUGAUGAAGGCAAGCGAGAAGAUGAGCGUUAGCUCCUGGAUUGAUCUACUGAGCGGCGAGACAUGGAAUCUAAUGAAGAUUGGCUAUCAACUCAAACAGGUCCGCGAACGGCUGGCCAAGGGACUCGUCGAUAAAGGCAUUCUUCGUACCGAGAAGCGCAACUUCUUGCUCUUCGACAUGGCCACCCACCCAGUGGCCGAUGGCGGCGCCAAGGAGGAGAUCCGUCGACGUGUUCGCAACGUGUUGACACAGCGAACUGUUGUACUCCCGGGCUCCCAAUUCCUCCCCGAGAACCUCGAAUUCCGAUACACCAGGACCAUCGCCAUGGUGUGCGCCGCAUAUGCGGCCAAUGUCCUAGAAAACGCGCUAUCCACCCUAGGCCACGAGGCGCGGGAGCGGGCUUUCACGCAGACGGACGAGCUUCUGGCCGAGUAUAGCCAGUGGCCAUUCGGGAAGAAGGCGACGGGCAAUGGUAUUGGAGCGAAUCUGCCGCAGGUUAUCUCAGAUGAAGUCAACAAGGCCAAGGAGAAAGAGCUACAGCUCGAGGUUGUUGCUGCUUGUCUUAGCGUCUUCACCCGACUCGACUCCCUCCUAUAA